Messenger RNA from Bradysia coprophila, 1229 nucleotides. RefSeq lists its product as uncharacterized. The record is from RefSeq and is a predicted model, not a curated record. NCBI's taxonomy places the organism in Eukaryota, Metazoa, Arthropoda, Insecta, Diptera, Sciaridae. Gene Ontology annotation, molecular function: acetyltransferase activity.
CAGGCUCGGGUGAAAAUUUACAUAUCUAGCACUUAAAGAAGCAUUUAUCACUCGGUGACAUAAUCAACUUUAUACCACGCAUUAUAGUCUUAUAGGGAACAUUAUUGAAUCGUGCGGGUAUCUUCAAUCUUAUACGGGUGUGUGAUCAAUUAUUUUUCAUUUUACUUAUUAACUUAAGAAACCACAUACAGCAAUUCUAUUUCAGUCUGUCGGUUUUUUUCUGUCACUUAAGAUUAGGUAGUGCUGUAGAAAGAGUUUUUAUUUUCUAAUUCUAUUUGUAUUAAUACAAUUUGCAAACGAAACAAUAUUAUGAUAACCAUUGACGAGGCGAAUGAAUUUCUAAUUCAUCAACUUAAAUUUGCCAAUUGGAAGGAAGUCAUACAGCGAAAUAAAUUGGAGUUUCUUAAGCUGUUAGUUCCGUAUUAUGCGCACAACAUCUACUUUCAGAAUAUCACAUUGACUUCGAUCCCAGCAAGUGAACGAAAAGUUCCGGAUGAAAAAGCCAUAAUUGUGGCCGGUUUAAAUGGAAUAGGUGGAAAUUGUAUCACCCAAAAUAGUUUUUUAGAUUUGCUGCUAAAGUCACUCGGAUUUGAUUCGUCUAUCAUAUCCGGUACGGUUCAUUGCGGCGAAUCUACUACUACUAACAACCAUGUGUUAGUUGUGGUUCGCUUGAGUCCUAACGAACUUUAUCUCCUCGAUUUGGGUGUUGGUGUACCGUUCCCGGAGCCUAUUCCUCUUCAUAAUUUACCGUAUAUACAUCGAGCGGUAGGACACCGUAUCAUGUACCGGAAGUCUACAAACGAUUUUUACGAAUGUGUUCAACUCGAUGGCACGUUAAUGGGGGAGAAGUAUGAAGACAAUGAGACCGAGUUUGUGCGAUACGAUUUCACAUUGAAUCCACGAACAAUAGACUUCUUCAACGAGCCGCUACAUUUGAUUUUCACCGAUCCAGAGCGUUCCGUUUUUUUUGAAGGUCCACUUUUAUUCCGUUAUUUUACGGAGAACGAGAAUGGGCAAAUGUUAGAUGAUGCACAACUAACUGGAGACCGGAAGUUCAUUUUAAUCCGUGGUGAUGACAUUCUAAUUGGUACGAAUGAAACAAAAUUGCAUCGAAUUGUAACUGACUACGAGGACACAAAAGCAACCAUUCUGAAAUAUUUUCCUAGACUAAGCAAAGAAAAUGUGGAAAAGUCUUUGGAUUUUUUUAAUAAAAAACGUUUCGUCUAGCU